AUGGCUGCCCCAUUUGGUUUCAGCGUGAGCGACUUCAUAACCCUGGGCCAACUCGCCUUCAGGGUGUAUCGGUCGUACCAGGAUGCUCCCAGCAGCUUCAAUGAGGUCUCGGAGCAGAUCAAGAUCCUCCACAUCAAUCUCGAGGAGGUUGCCGACCGCCUCAAGGAAGAUGACCGCAGGAUCCUCCCUUCGCAGCGGGCGACCAUGCUGGAGGUGGCCGCCAGCUGCCAGUCGACGCUAGACAGGCUCGAAGGUGUCAUCAGCCAGUACUCGGCCAUGGAUAUGCCGCGCCAAUUGACCUGGGAGAGAUUGCGUUGGCAGGCCCAGGAUCAAUUGCAGAUCAAGCAAGAUCUGACAGUCAAGCUGAUAGCGCUGAGCAAUCUCAAUCAGUCCUUGUCAGGGUCAUCCACCGCGAAACUCCUCUUGAAUCUGCAGAGGCUGGUGAUCCAGGCUGUCGCUGCUAAGAAAGAGGGAACCAUUGUUUCCGCCCUUACAAAUGCGGAUACGGGUGAAGAUCAUCUGUGGGCUUCAAUUGGCAGGGAUCUCCAGGUCGCUGGCAUCAGCCGAGAGAUGGUUACGGUCAACCGCGAUGUAAUUCGCCAGCAGAUCGAGUACCUAUUUGGAUCGGGCUUGAUCGCCAGUGAUAGUAUCUCGGAGGCUGCUGAGAGUCGUGGGAAGGCUGCUCGGUCAGCCGAACCGCCAGCAUCGCCAGCACCGCAACCUUUGGUCGCGCCGCGAGCACCAGUACCAGUGUACACCGGCACUCCCGAGGCGGCUGCCGACGUCUCAGUCGCAGCCAUCGCGGCUCGGGGGCAGACAAAGCGGGAGCAACUCCCUCUAACAAAUGAUGAUGCUACCUAUCGACCAUAUGUAGUCGAGAUCAAGCUGGUGGUCCCGCCAUCGAAAAGCACAAUUCACGAGAGAGACGGCUUUUCCUUCAAGCGAAACUACGUAUCAGAGCAUAGCUGGGUUUUCCUCCGUCUCUCCCAGCACACUCGCGACGGCAUAAGGUCUUUGAGCACGCCGGAUCCAUACAAUCCAGUACAAGACCAUGGCCGUCAGUUUUCCCAGAAGUGGACUGAAUUUGCCUUCUCCCAAGCCUUCCGAGACUGGAGGCACAUGCUCCUCAAACCGGAUCAACCAGUUUACGUCUGCUUACCGAGCUCGCAGGAAAAUGUGCUCGAUCUCCUUGCCAGAGAUCACUCCCUCGCCUUUCCCAUCGCUUUCUCAUUCGAUCUCGACACCGACGCGAUAGUGUUCUGGAAACUAGCUAGACGAUGGCCUGGAAGCGCUGCCCUGCAGUAUCGGGCGAAAUCCAUGGACGAGGUGCCGAGGAAAGGCUUGCUACAAUACAUCAAGAGGAUCUCUCUUAGAAAGCAAGCAAGAACGUUGAAUCUGGAAGGUGCCCAAGGACAAGGCCAGAUGUUGCUCAUGCUUUUCACACAGCGGGCUAUCGACCAGUCUCGGGCGUGGGCCAACACCUGGAUCAUGGAGCAGGAAUUCAGCAAUAAAGGCUUCGGGGCGUCCUCAGGGCCCUACAGCAAUUAUCCAGACUCCCUUAACUCGUCAUCCACCUUCAUCGGUUCUAAUACCUCAGACGCGCGGCAAGGCAAUGUACCUUAUGGUUCCCUGCCAAGCACAAAUCUUCAGUCCCACUCGUUGCCUUACCUUGCAAAAGCUUCUGCUGUCUGCUCGUUUGAAGCGUCCUUGCCUAACGAAAUGAGUUUUACCUCUGGGGACGAGAUCUGGAUCACGCAGUAUGUAGAAUCCGAGCUAUGGGAAGGUAUAAAUCAGCGCACCCAGCAGAAAGGGCUGUUCCCCAAUACUCUAGUAAAAAUCUUCCUCGUCAAGAAGAUGCCAAGCAGAGAGAAGAUGCCACUCGAGAUCGAUUCCUCUCCCCAUAGCUUUGGUGGUUCUCCAAUUGAAAACAAGUUCCUUUCGCCCACUAGCAUAGGUGGAAGGGCUGCUUCCUUAUCCAAUCGCGCCCACAGGUCCGUCAGCACAAGCGACAUCCCAUCCGUAGCAAACGUGCAGGAAUUAGAUUCUACUCCAAUCAACCCUGCGAGCAAACCUUCUCCAAUGGCCCCCGAGCAUGAUCUGUUCCUGAACCAACGGGGACAGGUGGCCAGAAUUACGUCGAGCGCAAGUGAUAAAGGCCCAGGACGUGCUGCGUCGCAAAGCUACAGUCAGCUGCAGCAGAAUUGGGCCCAAACGCCUUUGGACAUGGCAAACCAAUCACCACGCGCAGGAUCAGACAUAAAAAGAUCGCAGUCUCAGCGUUUGUGGGCGCCAACUCCACUGAGCCCCGCCAUAACACCUGCUGGAUUCCGUGAGUAUACUGUUUCACCAUUUGUUACACCCAUUGGAUCGAUUGCUGGCGGACAACUCAACGACAUUCGCAGCCUUUCUGCAGACAUCACACCGGAAACUACUCCAGAACCGACCCAAGCAGCAGACAAUUAUGAGAGUUUGCGAGCACAAUCAUCCGUUUUCCAACAGCUGCGAGAGGCGGCAGAGGCAGAAGCGCAAAUGAUGUCUGGAUUUGACUCAUGGCAAACAGCGCAAGGAUCCGAAGCACUACCCAAUGCUGGCAGUAAUCCAGUGUCCAGUCCGCAACUCCCUACUGCGCCAGUGGCAUUCACAAAUAAUGGACCUACUGACCAACCAGAAGAUCCUCCUUCCAUACAGCCUGAUUGGCCCUUGCCGUCUUCUCCUAAAUCGGGCACUGAAACACCGCCGGUUUCUAAUGACAUGGAACAGAAGAUUUUCAACCUCUCAAUCGAUGCAAAUCAUGUCGUUCAACCACGGCUAUCUACCGAAAGUCCCACUGCAACUACCACUGGCAGCUCGAUACACACCUAG
Endocarpon pusillum Z07020 is the source of this 2862-nucleotide messenger RNA. RefSeq lists its product as uncharacterized. The transcript is spliced from 4 exons. Lineage: Eukaryota; Fungi; Ascomycota; Eurotiomycetes; Verrucariales; Verrucariaceae. The record is from RefSeq and is a predicted model, not a curated record. Bases 1 to 2862 code for a protein of 953 amino acids. Gene Ontology annotation, molecular function: protein binding.